Molecule: messenger RNA, 603 nt
Organism: Colletotrichum scovillei
Lineage: Eukaryota; Fungi; Ascomycota; Sordariomycetes; Glomerellales; Glomerellaceae
Exons: 1
Coding region: 1-603 (200 amino acids)
Source: RefSeq, a predicted model, not a curated record
AUGCAUCCUCUUUCCAUCGUCGCAGCCCUCGCUGCCACUUCAGCAGCCUUCAGAAUCCCCGAGGGCGCAACCGACGGCACCUAUCUAGCCUACCACGACGAGUCAGGCAAUGAGGUCCACGUCAAAGACCCCAAUCCCAUCACCGUGGCCGGCCUUGCCUCGGCUGAUACUGAGGCGCGAGCCGUGAAGAGACCUGGCCUCUCACGGGCCCGCCGCUCCCCAGCCCCAAGCGAGCUCUUCGAGCGCGCGGCCACCGUGUGGUGCGGCUGCGGCAACUUCUUGAACAACAUCGACUGUGACCGCGUCGUCCAACAGAUCAAGAACGACAUCAACGCCGCGGGCGGCCAGUCCGAUGUUGGACCCGGCCUUGCGUGGUACAAGAUCAGCGGCAACGUCGUCGCGUUCCUUUGCGGCCGUGGGCCCGGUAGCGGUCGCAUCUCUGAGGGUAGCUUCGCUGCGGGUCUUGCGACUAUUACGAGCGCUUGUGGUUACUAUGUCGCAGGAACCAUCGAGAAUGGCAACCUUGACAUCGGCUACAUGAACAAUGACCCCAACGUUUGGUUCUGCGAGAGAGCCCGCUGGUCUACCAAGCAUGAGUGCUAG